UAACGGGAGGGGGCCAUACUUAGACAGGGGUCCAAAGUCCGACAUGGUUUUUAAAAUUGCUAUAACUUUAUUAUGCUUGACAGCAUGUACACGACAAAAACAAAUAUUGAUGGCCCUAGUCUUCCUUUAGUAAAAUACUGAUGCAUAGAGUGUACCGAACAUGAUACAUCAAGCAGCUAGCAAUUGAAGAUAUUUUUAUGAUAAUGACGCUGUUCGCAUAGGUUGACGAGAGAACGUAUCGAGACCGUGGCCUUCAUAUCUGUUGAAUUAUUCAGUCUAAGAUGUGAGAUAUGACAGAUUGCCACCGCCUGUAGAAAGGUUGUUUAUUAAACUUGCCAAGAAACAAACCUGUGUCUUGUCUGAGUCUUUGAACUUGGUUAAUUGAGGCUACAAUGUCACGCUACUUGUGUACACACCACCGCUCCUCCGCCAUCUUGAGAAUCACGUGUUCGAAGUCAUGUGAUCAUCGAACGCAACCCAACACUACCAGCACUACCAGCACCACACCGCCUGAGAUUGCAGUUUAGCGCUCUUCCGCAUGAAGUCGCGAUGGCAUCUGGGGCCAAAAGGAAACGCCAACAGUACCAUCAGGCUGACAUGGAGGCUGCUCUGGAGGCAGCAAACAAUGGCGCCUCUGUCUACAGCCUGGCCAAAAAGUUUGGAAUUCCGCGAACAACCCUGAUUGGUCGCAUAAAAGGUCACCAUGGAGAGGUGCAAGGAAGACCGUCAGUCUUGACACCCGAGGACGAGGAGGCCCUUGUCGGCUACGCCAAGUACAUGUCCGACAGGGGCUUCCCUCUCACCGUAAGGGUCACAAAGGCCCUUGCGCAACAAAUUGAGAUUAAAAGAGCUAAGGGCCGCGGAGAGUCACCGAGGUUUAAGGAGGCUGGGCCGGGCAAGAAGUGGUGGCGAGGCUUCAAGCGUCGCCAUCCCGACAUCAGCCUCCGGUCCCCUGACCAGCUAGACAAGGAGAGAGCACUCAUGGCCACCCCAGGAGUGAUCUUCGAAUAUUUCUUGAUGCUUGAAGACAAACUAACAGAGGCGAAUGCCAAAAACAAAAACCCACAUGUAAUCUAUAACGCUGACGAAACAGGCGUGGAUCUUUCCGCGAAAAUAUCUAAGGUUAUAGUAACCCGCGGAGAGAAGAAGUCUCCUUCACGGAGAGUUGGAAGCCGUGACCAUGUGUCGGCACUGGUGUGUGUGUCAGCGGCAGGGCAGACGGUGCCACCAAUGAUAGUCUUUAGCAAAGGCUUUCCGGGAGGCGCCUACACAGAGGGUGGACCCGCAAAUGCCAUCUAUGGGUUCUCCGAUUCGGGUUUUAUCGACGAGUUUCUCUUCGAAAGGUGGUUUACGAAAGUAUUCCUAUCUCACUGCCACAAAGAGCGCCCAAUUGUUUUGAUCGUUGACCAGCAUUAUUCUCACUUCACACUUAAAGUCCUAGAAGCCGCCGUUGCCAACAACGUGGUCAUCCUCGGUCUCCCACCACACUGUACACACUUUCUACAGCCCCUGGAUGUCGGCAUCUUCGCACCGCUCAAGUCGAAGUGGGCCCUCACCCUAGAAGUAAUGCAGGCUGCGAACCCGCAUUUUCAGGUCACAAAACGCAAUUUUGCGAAGAUAUUCAAUACUGUAUACGACCAUACAGUCACUCCAUCAUUGAUAAAAUCGUCUUUCCAAAAGAGUGGCAUAUUCCCACUGAAUGAAGACGCAAUUGACGACCGUUGGGUUAAGAUGUCGGCGAUCCCUGGAGAGAAGUUUUCUUCUGCCACUCCUCCACCACAUCCCUCGACUUCUGCCUCUGCCACUCCUCCAUCACAGCCGUCGACUUCUGCCUCUGCCACUCCUCCACCACAGCCGUCGACUUCUACCUCUGUCACUCCUCCACCACAGCCGUCGACUUCUGCCUCUGCCACUCCUCCACCACAUCCCUCGACUUCUGCCUCUGCCACUCCUCCACCACAGCCGUCGACUUCUACCUCUGUCACUCCUCCACCACAUCCGUCGACUUCUGCCUCUGUCACUCCUCCACCACAGCCGUCGACUUCUACCUCUGGUUCUGACUCAUGA
This is a messenger RNA of Branchiostoma floridae (Florida lancelet), 2067 nucleotides long. Its product is annotated as tigger transposable element-derived protein 6-like. The record is from RefSeq and is a predicted model, not a curated record. Lineage: Eukaryota; Metazoa; Chordata; Leptocardii; Amphioxiformes; Branchiostomatidae. Gene Ontology annotation, molecular function: DNA binding. The transcript is spliced from 3 exons. Gene Ontology annotation, cellular component: nucleus. Bases 550 to 2067 code for a protein of 505 amino acids.